This is a messenger RNA of Aptenodytes forsteri (emperor penguin), 903 nucleotides long. It is a transcript of the gene CFAP92, whose product is annotated as KIAA1257 ortholog. The annotation marks the transcript as partial. The record is from RefSeq and is a predicted model, not a curated record. The transcript is spliced from 2 exons. NCBI's taxonomy places the organism in Eukaryota, Metazoa, Chordata, Aves, Sphenisciformes, Spheniscidae.
CCUUUGAGUCCGUUGUCCGACUGCACAUCAAGAUGGCAAAGCAAAAGCACAAGAAUUCAAAUGCACUGGAAGAAGAGGAGGUGGAGGAAGAUGAUAAAGAAGAGAUGACAGACUUGAACACAAUCUGCUCUGAAAGCACUUUUGAAACUGAAAACCUAGAGGUGCUUGGGGGUGGUGGACGGCUGACCCCAGAGGGUGAAAGCAGCAGGCUCCUCCCGUCUGAAAAAAGCUGGGUGGAACUGGAUGGCUGCCAUACUGUGACCUGCACAUUGACAGUCUCGCUGGCUGUCCCUGCUCUGCCUUCAGGACAAAAGCAGAAGAAAUCCAAUCCACGUGAUAUGCAAGGAAAGAGAAUUCAAGUUGAUGAAUCGGGAGCUAUUCCAAGAAUGCACCGUUGCUAUCACAUUGAGUACUUCCUUCUACCAGAUGACCUCGUACCUAGAAAACUGGAUUUGGUGGUGUUUGGGGUGGUUGCAAAGUUAUUUACAGAAUCUGAUUCCAAGGUGAAAGAUAAUAAAACUAAGUAAUCCAAAAUGUCAUACAUAGAAGGUGGCAGAAUGUUUUCAGAUAUGGAAGGAGGUAAUUGCAUAUUGUUUUAACAGCUGCUUAGGCCUUAUCUGCACACACAGAUACACAACAAAUAUCGAGGAUAGAACUUGACUCUUCUAGUCCAGAUCAGCAGUAACUUCUUAACAUUUAUAGUAAGAGGCUGGUGGAUUUCAGAGUAUUUUACUUUUAUUUUCCUCUGGAUUAUCAGUUUACUUGGGAUUAUAGCUUUUAUCUUUCAAGUACCAAGAUAAUAAUAUAAUAAUUUGAAGGCAACUCUCCAUUUUAUUAACAAUGAAGAAAAAAAUGAAAUUUAUGCCUCUGAUCUUUGUUGAGGAAAAAAAGAUUUUUAAGGUA